This is a messenger RNA of Hevea brasiliensis (rubber tree), 1663 nucleotides long. RefSeq names its product hypersensitive-induced response protein 1. Lineage: Eukaryota; Viridiplantae; Streptophyta; Magnoliopsida; Malpighiales; Euphorbiaceae. The transcript is spliced from 6 exons. The coding region runs from base 438 to 1292 and encodes 284 amino acids. The record is from RefSeq and is a predicted model, not a curated record.
AUGUCAAAUCCGGUAUGGAAUAUACUUAGUGGAUGUUGACCUCCUGUGGGAAAUAGCAACUUGUUUACGGAGUCCUUGCGUGUUUUCCUUUUUUAUUAAAGAAAAUGAUUGCUUAUUUAUUAAUUAUUUAGUUUGCACCUGUAUGUAUAGUUUUUAAUAAUCCUUAAUUUUUAUAUUUAUGUUUGAAUUCUUCUUAGAAAAUGAUUGGGAUAUUUGCCAAGAUAUUUAUUGUUGACUAAUGGGGGAAGGAAAAAAAAGUUUCUUGUGUGAAUGUGCGUCUUAUCUUGUAGCUUUGUGCAUAUCCAGUAUCUGUGUGUAGGGCUAUAGGGAUACGUCGUAGACCCUGUUGCUUUCACAUUUUCAUCCUUCAUUUAUAAAUUAUACGUAAAGACCUCCUUCUUCUUGCCAGUGAUGCCUCCUUGUGUCUUGCAAAGAAAAUGGGACAAGCUCUGGGUUGUAUUCAAGUGGACCAGUCAACUGUAGCUGUCAAGGAAACCUUUGGGAAGUUCAAUGAGGUGCUUGAACCUGGUUGUCACUGUUUGCCUUGGUGUUUGGGGAGCCAGCUAGCAGGUCAUCUUUCGUUACGUGUGCAGCAGCUGGAUGUUCGAUGUGAAACUAAAACCAAGGAUAACGUGUUUGUUAAUGUGGUUGCUUCUAUUCAAUACCGGGCACUGGCAGAAAAGGCUGCAGAUGCUUUCUAUAAGCUCAGCAAUACCAGAGCACAGAUCCAAGCCUAUGUCUUUGAUGUUAUUAGGGCAAGUGUUCCAAAGUUGGAUUUGGAUUCAGCCUUUGAACAGAAAAAUGAGAUAGCAAAAGCUGUGGAAGAUGAACUUGAGAAGGCUAUGUCGCAUUAUGGAUUUGAGAUAGUUCAGACUCUUAUUGUGGAUAUUGAGCCAGAUGAGCAUGUGAAGAGGGCAAUGAAUGAGAUCAAUGCAGCUGCUAGAUUGAGGGUGGCUGCCAAUGAAAAAGCUGAAGCAGAGAAGAUUUUGCAGAUCAAGCGAGCUGAAGGAGAUGCAGAGUCAAAAUAUCUUGCAGGUCUUGGUAUUGCUAGACAGCGCCAGGCCAUUGUAGAUGGGCUGAGAGAUAGUGUUCUAGCUUUCUCUGAGAAUGUACCAGGGACAACUUCUAAGGAUGUCAUGGACAUGGUUCUAGUGACCCAAUACUUCGACACCAUGAAGGAGAUUGGUGCAUCCUCAAAGUCCAACUCUGUUUUCAUACCUCAUGGACCUGGUGCUGUGAGAGACAUUGCCACACAGAUCAGGGAUGGUCUUCUUCAGGCCAACUCGACUUAGUAGCAUUGCAAGUUUCUGUAGUAUUUUAAGAGGCUUGGUGAUAUUGCAGAAGGCUUUUUGAUCUUGCUUUCUCUAGUUGUAUAUGGUUCAGAAUCCUCGAUGCAUGGCGUUAAAUGGAAGGUAAUCCCUAGAGAAAAAUAUCAUAGUAUCUAAACUAUAAUCCCAGUGCAUUUCUUUCUAUGCUUAGUAGAAUUAAUAUCGAAAUAAGUUGCAAUGUUGUUCAUAGAACUUAUUGCACUUGGUUGAUGUUGAUAUAGUUACAUAUAUGGGUUUUGGAUAGCAAGUUAAUGAUCUUUCCGAGUCCUUGAAAUAAUGUCAUUGUUCAUUGUUGUAUGUGAAAAUAAGUUAUGAAUAAUUCUGCAUUGGUGGAA